AUGGUACGUCAACCUAAGAAGCUUACGGACUGUCCGGAGAACCUCCGGGAGUCCAUCGACUGGCUGAUACAGGUUAGGCAUGGUGGAGAUAGGAAAGGUCUACAGAAAUUGGCUGAAGCUUUGAAAAAGUUUAUCACUGAGGCUAUUGAUGAUGCUACUAGUAGUCUUGAACAGAGGAAACAACAACUUGAAUGUCCCGAAAAAUACUAUUCUGAUCGUGAGUCCUCCUAUUGUCAGACUCAGCAGGUUGACAUUCAGAAGCUUGAAGAUGAAAUUGCUGGAAAUUCUGUAACUGAAUUUGAAAAAUCCAAAAAGAAAUCCAAUUUAGAUAAGCUUAAAAAAGAGAAAGAUGACCACUACAAUGAAGUUCAUUACCUUACUGAUGAUGCCAGAAAUAAAGCCUUGGGGGAUAUUGAGGAGCGAAAGAGUGAGCUUAAAGAUCUUCAAAGUAAACUUGAAGCCUUGGUUGGUUCAAAAUAUUCUAAUAUUAAUCCUGCAGCAAAGCUUUUAGAAAAUCUCACUGAUGGCUUAGAAAAGUUUUUAGGUUUCAAUUCAGAUUCCAAAGGCUACGAUGGCAAGGGAAUCGUGUACUCGGACCUUGACAGGCUCUGUGACGCGGUGAUGGCGUUCUUGCACGGGGUGUUGGACAGUGUGAAAAGUGAAGAUGUUGUUGUAAAUUAUGAUAAUCAUAUUAAAAAAAUCCAUGUAAACGAUCAACUAAGUAGAGUUCUAGGCUCUCUUAAAGCUUCCGUAGGUCGGGGGUCUGGGGAAUUUGGUACGCGGGUUGGCAAUGUGGCUGAGUGGCUUAGGAGGUAUGAUGAUGGGGUUAAGGAGAAAAACAAAGAAGUUACAAGACAAUUAGACGAGUUCCGAAACAAGGAAAUCGGAGACAAAAUGACCGAUAUCAACAUAGCACAGCACAAAAGCCUGCGGGCAAUCCACAAGGCAUAUGUCCAGGCCAUUACAGCGCUUGGUGAAAGUAUAACUGAGCUCAAGAGCAAUGAAAAUGGAUUCGCGGCACUUGAUAAAGACCUAAAAUCUAAGUUAACUGUGCCUGUCGAAAAGAUAGAUCAGGGAAUUAUGAUGUUGAAAACGUCUUCGGAGAAUAAGAUGUUGGCUGAUCAGGCUAAUAAAUUGGAUGAGGCUGUGGAAGAGCAGAAGAAGACCAUUCUACAUAAAUUGCAUAUGCAGUUCUUGGACGUAUCGGCGAAAAUGAGCAACUUAAACGGGGUGAAGAGAUAUCACUUUGAGAACAUUAAUGAUAAGUUGAAGGAUUUUGGUGUUUUCAUCGACAAUAACUUUGAUAGGGAUUAUAAAGAACAGAUUGCAUGGACAUUUGAAGAGUUCAAAUUCGCAGUUACUAACGCGUGUGACACUUUAAAUGCGCAUAAGAAUGCGCUUAAGGCAUUGGUGACGGAGGCGCAGAGACAGUUUGAUAUCAUUAAAAUUGGGGUUAAAGCAGGUUUUAUAAGACAAGGCAACGUAGAUCUGAGUAUAGAGGAUAAUUGGAAGAAGCUCUGCUCUAAGCUUGAGACUAUUGUUGGAGAUGUGACCAAGAAAGGUCAAAAGAAGCCGGAUUCGCUUGCUGAUAUUGUAGAAGAAGUGCACAAGUAUGCUAAAAGGUAUGGUGAGGAUUUUGAAAGUACCGUGGCAAAUUGGGUGGAGAACAUUGUGAGAGGGGAAGCGGUGAAAGGGUUAUUUGAGAAGUAUGUUAGUAACAACCAUGGGAGGACUCUAUUUCAGGGUAGUUUGCAGGAUCAAGGAAACGGUGACAUACUUCAAGAAUUGGCUCCAAUAGUUCAGAAGAAGAUCCAAAUUGCUCUUGGUGGAAUCACCGUUGAUAAAAAGCCUGGAAUCAAGACUGGUGUGGAUGAAAAUUUGUCGGAAAUCGUACAGUAUCUUAGAGGCUACGCCAAGGAUGUAGCGGGUAAGCACACUCAGAUAGUCGAAGAUAUUGAGAUCGCACUAAAAGGGGAUCCUAAGUUCUCGUUGCAACAAAAUGACACCUUCAGAUCUGAUCUGCAAGCUGCCGUUAAAGCCACCCUAGGCGCCAUAAAGUCUGCGGUGGAAGGAGCGGCAGAGGAAAUUGAGAAUUUCAGGACUAAGUCGCAAAUUAAGAAGUUAACAAAAGCAAUAGCAAGUGUCAGUUCAAUCAGCACCGAAAUUAAUACUGGUUUGGUUACGGGAUCUUUAGGCGGUAGAAUUGAUACGUCAUUGCAGGGCGUGAAGGGGGCGAUUGAUACGCUUGAGAAACUGAUACAAAGCCAAAGUGGUGAAAUUGAAAGGAAUAUAAAGGACCUUAAUAGUGACGUUGAAGCGCUUGAACAAAUUAAAAAGAAAGAUGAGACGCAGAAUGGCAUCAUCGAAAUCAAGAAAGGUGAAGUGCUUGAGAAAAUGUUAACGUUAAAAAGUAAGCUCGACGAGAAUCUUUUUCAUAUUCGUCAUGCCGUUAGCCAAUCUGAAUCAAUGCUUAACAGUGCUAUUAACGACGUCAAUGACGCAGUAUCCGAGGCCCGUGAAAAAUCCAACGAAGCCAUCACUGAUGCUUUCAACGAUAUCACCAAGGAAAUUAGGAUAUUAUUCUGCAGGUAUAAAAUAGCCGACAUAUCCGCGUUCCGUGCCCUCGUCGACGACCAACUGCUAGCAGUGCAAAAAAUAAUCGAGAUGGACGAGGUCACGGGCCUUAAAGGCAUGUUAAAUAAGCUGAAGGAGAAAUAUGUGAAGAAAAUUGAGACAAAUAAAUUUGCUGCCAAAUCCAAAUUUGAAGAUGCUACAGAAAAUAUAAAUAAUGCUUUCAAAUUCCUCUUCGGAAGUUUGGAACGCCAGACGGAUUUCGCAUCCGACUAUGGUAAAGUGCAGCCUUCACAACAUGCUUUGAGCAACUUACUUGAGAUGCUUAAAAAGAGUCGGCACUUUGAUAAUCACUUCACCACUCAUCUAGAAAGGCUGAAUUAUGCGCUACAUGACUUCGUCCCAAGGCGCUUUGCAAUGCCAUGCAGCAUCCUCCUCGACGCCCUCAGGCGCGGCAUGUCAGACUUCGCCCAGCAACUCUCCCACGCGUACGUGAACGCUUACAGCGGGAAAAUCCCUACAGAUAGCUGGGUGGAAGAUGACACAAAGUCCACCAAAAAACCAGCGGAUAAAGUCCUUUCCACUGAGGGCCGCAACUGCGCCAAGGUCUGCCUGACCAUACUGGAGACACUGAAUGGAAACAUGAAAACGUUAAGGAAAAGGUGUUAUCCAAACACCACAGGCGAGUGGCAUAAUAAACAAAUCAAUACGCAUGGCAAGAAUCCCCUUGGCACCUUUUUUGAGAAAUGCGGUUACAAGGUUUCCAAGGAUACUAAGGGCCACGAGGGACAUUUGCUCAACAAGUCGAAGUGCAACGGCAAGUUUAUUCACGGUCUCCUUUGCGGCGGGAUAAUAACCAAAAAUGUUUUCGUAUUUAAUACUAACAAUGAUUUUGAAGGCAGCCCAAUUAGGAAGCUGCACACCCAUCUUGGCACGUAUUACCGUGUCUCUCACCACUACAUUCCUCCAAAACCCAGGGCGCCGAGUAGCAUCUAUCAGAUGCUGCAAUGGCUCCUCGGGUUAUACUUUAAUCCGAUGUAUCAGAAACUGGAGGGGCACAUUAGCCAAUUGUUUACUGGGCUAAAAGACGAGUAUAAGUUGAACAGUGAUGCCUUCGAUAUCAUCGUACCAGACGAUAUUAAAAAGGUAAUAACAUCACGUCUCGACGCCAAACAAUUGAUCAAUUCACUAAAAAAUGUCUGCCUGUACUCCGAAGACGCUCUGAUCGGCAUCCUUGGCCGCGGCCAUGCCGAAGGGCGAUACGCAUGUGAAUUCUAUGUGAACACAGAUAAUUUAUUGUACCCUGGUAGCCCCGCUGCGUGUUUCGAUAUGCUGUCAGACAUAUUGAAUAGAGUCUAUGAACAGUUGUGCUUCGUGUACAAACAGUGCCACAAUGACUACCUAAGUAGCGGUUGGCGCGAUUGUCACUAUGGCAGGUACAUCGGCGGGUCAUCAUGGAGCUGCAAUAAGUUCCAAUGUCCAAACCAAGACUGUGAUCAAAAGCACAACCAAACAUGCGGCCAAAAGCCAGACCAACAUUACGGCUGCGGAAUCAAGUCACCGCUCCAAUCUUUCCUGGAAGAUGGCUUACCAGGCUUUUUGCCUCACUCAUUCAAAGCGCCAGGCUGUAAGCUGGAAUGUACUCUGCCCAAUCAUAGAGGCAUCCCGUGUAAGACGCCAAUGGGAUUUGGUGAUAUCGGUGUCACUGCUUCGCAUACGAAAAUAGGCAAAGACCUCAAAGACGCGCUUCUCGUUUUCUGCGGCCAUGAAAAAUCUCACCUUAAUAAGCUCUGUAGUUACUUGCAGUGUCUACUACGCCGGCCGCCGCAAACUCUCGGUGACAUGUUUGCCUUUUAUCAUAGAUUCCUUGAGCAUUGGGGUAGUAAGGAUGCCAUGUAUAAGAAGACAGCAUUUGAUGAAUCUGUCCGAGGUGCGAAUUUCGGUGAUCCUCAAACAACCUUGAAUGUUGCCUGCAUACAACAAUACAGCGCACACUCCGGCAAAACGCAUGAACAAGGUGAUUUGUUAGGCCUUCUCAGAUGCAAUCAAAAUAAAAGCCCAGUGGUCCCCUGCGGAGCAUACCUGCAGCCCCUCACUCUGGGCAUUCAUGAUAUAUUUUCGGAACACAACGCCAGUCGAUACCUUUCGUGGAUUGUUUAUAUAACAGAAACGUUCUAUGACUUACUCAAAAAAUUAUACGACGAUUGUUGCAAUAAUUGCAAAAAACCAAGCAGCAGAUGCUACGAUAAAUGCUGUUCUAAGGACUGUAAUGUGAAAUACACUGAUGAUUCCGGUAAUCCCAAGAAUCCAUCAACUAACGACAAGCAUACUGCAGACUGCUACUCCAUUGUAAAAUGCCGUAAUGCCCAUCCGACCCUCUACGCAUACGGAUUUACGUUCGGCAGCCCAAAUGAUUUAAGUGGUAGUUAUGGGCCACAAACGAGGCGCACUUGUAAGGACUUCUGCACAGCUCUCCAGAAAGUUAUCGCAGGAGAAUCCGUUCUCAUUCAACUAAUCAAGGAAAUCGAAGACUUCAUCUGGAAGAUAAGACAGAAUUUCUCUAUAACAUUGUUAGCCCUCUGGUCGCUGUCGCUCCUGUACCUGCUGCACAUCACCGUCGUCCGCCUCGACUUACUGAGGAUUCGCUCCCACUUAAAAUCACCUUCAAGCCACAGGAUCGCCGCACAGUCGCUCCUCGCCGCCGCACGCGUCAAGGCACUCGGCAAGAUAACGUACCUACAGGCGUGA
Molecule: messenger RNA, 5319 nt
Organism: Babesia ovata
Lineage: Eukaryota; Apicomplexa; Aconoidasida; Piroplasmida; Babesiidae
Exons: 1
Coding region: 1-5319 (1772 amino acids)
Source: RefSeq, a predicted model, not a curated record